AUGGCCACUACCACAAUUGAACCCGUAGCUGAUGUUGAAAUGACAGAUGUAUCAGAUUCUCAAGAAAAAAAAGAUGCUGUAGUUAUUCAAGAAAUCAGAGACAAUAUUCGGCAAAUAGAAAAGGCUGUUCAAACCAAAGAAGCACGAUUCAUGUUACGUGUUUUGCGGUCAUGGUCGGUCACUCGGCGAAAGCUUAAUGCUGUAGUCCUGUGGUCUAUCAUUAAUGGUUUCUACACGCACUCUGCUUCUGAUAGAGACUUAUUAUUAACAUAUGUAACUACACCCACAGAUAUACCAGAAGCAAUUAAGAUGCGUACCGGUAAAAAUGCAACUGGAGCUUUAUUACCUGAAAUCGAUGGUUAUAUCCGCUUGUUAGUCUUAGUACAAAUCAUCGAUAAAGAAGAUUACAAAAAAGCAGUUGAAUUUUCUGAUUUACUUAUGGCCAAACUAAUUGAUAAAAAUAGACGCACAUUAGACUUAAUUACUGCUAAAGCUUAUUUCUAUCAUAUGAGAUGUUAUGAAUUAACUGAUCAGUUACAUAAAAUUAAAGGAUUUCUUUAUAGUCGCCUGCGAACAGCUACACUUAAAAAAGAUUAUGAAGGACAAGCUGUCCUAAUAAACUGCUUAUUGAGAAAUUAUCUACAUUACAAUUUAUACGAUCAAGCUGAUAAGUUGGUUCAGAAAUCUGUAUUUCCGGAACAAGCAAGUAAUAAUGAAUGUGCUCGUUUCUUAUACUAUCAAGGUCGUAUUAAAGCUGCCCGCCUUGAAUAUUCAGUGGCACACAAAAAUUUAAUUCAAGCUUUACGUAAAGCACCCCAAAAUUCAGCUAUUGGUUUUCGACAGACUGUACAAAAGUUGGCUGUCACUGUAGAAUUAUUAUUGGGAGACAUUCCUGAAAGACAUAUAUUCCGUCAAGCUAGCUUACGUAAGGCAUUGCUACCAUAUUUCCGUCUUACUCAGUCUGUCCGUUUAGGAGACUUAACUAUGUUUAGUGAAACUCUGGAGAACUUCAAGAAAAAUUUCCUAAGUGAUCACACUUACAUGUUGAUUGUGCGUUUACGUCAUAAUGUCAUUAAAACUGCAAUUAGAGCCAUCGGAGCAUCAUAUUCACGCAUUUCUGUUGACUACAUUGCUGAAAAGCUUGGAUUGGAUUCACCUAUAGAUGCUGAGUUUAUUAUUUCUAAAGCCAUUAGAGAUGGUGUUAUUCAAGCCACCAUUGAUCCUGAACAUGGUUAUGUGCAAAGCAAAGAACCAGUUGAUAUAUACUGCACACUUGAACCACAGAUGGCUUUUCAUCAGCGUAUAUCAUUUUGUUUGAAUUUACAUAACGAUAGUGUAAAGGCUAUGCGUUAUCCACCGAAAUCGUAUGGAAAAGAUUUAGAAUCAGCUGAAGAACGUCGCGAGAGGGAACAACAGGAUUUAGAACUGGCCAAAGAGAUGGCAGAAGAAGAUGAUGAUGGAUUCCCAUGA
Messenger RNA from Cinara cedri, 1470 nucleotides. NCBI's taxonomy places the organism in Eukaryota, Metazoa, Arthropoda, Insecta, Hemiptera, Aphididae. The record is from the annotation of a GenBank genome assembly.